Messenger RNA from Lottia gigantea (owl limpet), 13368 nucleotides. RefSeq lists its product as hypothetical. Gene Ontology annotation, molecular function: dynein light intermediate chain binding; minus-end-directed microtubule motor activity; ATP hydrolysis activity. Gene Ontology annotation, cellular component: dynein complex. NCBI's taxonomy places the organism in Eukaryota, Metazoa, Mollusca, Gastropoda, Lottiidae. The annotation marks the transcript as partial. The record is from RefSeq and is a predicted model, not a curated record. The transcript has 67 exons. Gene Ontology annotation, biological process: microtubule-based movement.
GUGUUCAGGACGUAUUUAUUCAUGUGUUAUGAACACCUACCAGAGGAAGUGUCUGAUUUAAACAGUGUUUAUUUUCUACGUAACACCCCCGGCAUGGUGCCCUUACCUAACAGUGUUGAGGAAGCUGAUGAAAUGUUGCCAGGAUAUUUUGAGUUUGGUGUUUUAAAUGGACAUUCAUUAGUCAUGUUGGAACAAAUUAUUACACAAGUUUACAUGCCUCUGUUGUCAUUUAACCAACAUAAAAAUGCUGGAAGUCGACAGGAUACAGGGACAACACAAUCUUCAGAAUCUUCAACCCCAGAGGAAUCUAGCAAAAUUAAUGUGGCGGAGUCCAGAGCAAAGGCAUUAUUACGUGAUGAGUUUUUAAUUAGUAUGCAAAAGUUCUCCGCCAGUAUUAAUCGAACAUUACAACAAAUCGAAGGCGAAGUUCGGCUGGAAAUACCAGAACUUGAGGUUGGCUCAAACAUUGACGAGAUCUUGGCAAACAAUGAUCUGAUGUGGCAGAUUCGUGAAAUUUGUGGGGAAUGGCGUAAACAAGUUCAAGAAGCCUUGGAUUCUCAAUUGAAAAAGGGACAUCACUCUAAUGGUCCUUUAGCAGAAAUUGACUUUUGGCGGGAACGUAACGCUUCAUUAAGUGCGCUAAGUGAACAGUUAAAAAUUCCAAAAGUGAAACAGUUUUUAAAGAUUUAUAGUCAGGUUGACAGUGAUUUUGAUGACCUCAUCAGCGAAUUAACAAAAUACGACACAGAGGCCAAGGAUAAUGUCCGAUUUUUAUCCACGUUGGAACGCCAUUUUAAGAAUAUUGCUCACGGUGCCACCUUUCAAGUGGUGAUUGAGACAAUCCCGUCAAUGAUGAAUGCUUUAAGAAUGGUGUGGAUUAUUUCCCGCCAUUAUAACAAGGAUGAAAGAAUGGUACCGUUAAUGGAAAGAAUCGCCUGGGAAUUGGCAGAACGUGUUGCUAAGGUGAUUGAUGUAAGAGAGAUAUUUGACGAUGGUACAGAUGAGGUGAAAACUAAAACAGCAGAAGCGUCUAAAAUGUUGACAACGUGGAGAGAGUCCUAUUUUGAAGUUCGUGGAAUGAUUGAAGCGUCUGGUCGAGAUCAACGUUGGGAAUUUGACAGAAAGAAAUUAUUUGAAAGAACAGACUAUAUGACUAGUAUUUGUGAUGAUUUACAUGAAAUAGCUCAGGUUUUAGAGGAAUUCUAUAAUAUAUUUGGACCAGAGUUAAAAUCAGUAACAGGAGAUCCUAAGAGAAUUGAAGAUGUAGUUUAUAGAGUGGAUGCUUUAGUCUUUCCUAUUCAACAGAUAACAUUUGAUCCGUUUUCUCAAAAAGAACAGCAUCAAUGGCAUCGACUAAAAGCUAAUUUUAAAAAAGAAGUUGAAGAGAUUGAAGGAGAAGCCAAGAUGUUUAUUGAUGAAUCUUUUAAAACUUUACGAUCAGCGGAGGGAGCUUUCGACAUGUUGUUAAAUUUUAAACAUAUUAGAUCACGUGAGGCCAUUAAUAACCAAAUGAUGCAGAAAUUUAAAGAUAUUUUAAAUCAAUAUGGAAAAGAGGUUGAUACAAUGGAUCAUUUAUUCCGAGAGUUUCAAGAUAGCCCACCUCUAAAUAAAAACAACCCACCAACUAGUGGAACUAUAUUCUGGGAGAGAUCUUUAUUCCAUCGUAUUAAACACACGAUAAUCAGAUUUCAAACUAUGGACGAAAUGAUGUUAACAGCUGAUGGGAAAGAUACUCGAGCUAAAUAUUUAAAAGUUGGUAAAGAUAUGAAAAGAUUUGAAGAUAUAAAAUAUGAACAAUGGCGUGAUCACGUUGAACAGAUUUUACCUUCAUUGUUACGCCGUAAUUUAUUACUAAAACCUCAUCAUGCUCAAUCUGGUUCUUUGUUUGAGAUAAAAUAUUUAGUAGAUUUCGAUCCUCAGUUACAUGAAAUAAUAGCAGAAACUAAAUAUAUGGAACAGUUAGGUUUUUCUGUACCAGAAUUAGCCAGGAACGUAGCCCUUCAGGAAGAGAAAUAUAUAAAGUAUGUAGAUGGAUUACAGAAUAUGUUAUCACGAUAUCAUCGUUUAUUAGGCUCGUUAGACCCAGCUGAGGUUACAUUACUAGAUGAUCAUAUGAAAGAUUUAAGACGUGUUCUACGACCUGGAGCUAAAAGAUUAAACUGGAACUCACUGGGUAUUAAUGACUACAUGUCUAAAUGUCAAUCAGCCAUUGCUAAAUUUGAAUCUCUAGUCAAUCAGAUACAGAAGAAUGCUCGUGAUAUUAACCAACGUUUAUCAAUGAUAGAACAUUCUAAUAUGUUCAAACAUUUACCACCCAAAUAUGAUGAUAUUCUUCCUAGUUGUAAGGAAUUUUUUGAACAUAUUGAAUCAGAGCGUCACAGAGAUUUUGAAUUAUUAGCGAGAAAAUAUCGUGCAAUAGGUCCGUUGUUAACCAAGAUGGAGGGUCUAGUCGUACAUACUAAUACUGGUAAAUCACCCAAACUCUCACAAUACUACGCCUACUGGGAAAAACGCGUCUACGAAUCUCUCACCAAGUUGGUAAUAAGAAAUCUCAAGUCGUUUCACCAUGCAUUAAUAGGAGAUAAGGCAUUAUUUCAAGUAGAGACGUUACUCGUAGCCCCUGAUGUCGUUCUUCACCCACAUACCAACGAGAUAAAUAAACUUAUACUACAGUGUGUGAGAGAUGGUGUAGAGGGUACCAAGUUAUUUGUAAGAUGGAUGAACGGUACAUGUAUCGAAUGUCCACCACAGAAAGUAGAAGGAGAAGAUGAACCUCAUGUUUUUAGUUUCUUCUCUGAUAUUUCUAAUAAUUCUGAGAUUUUAGAAGUUUGUAGUUCUAUACACCAGUCUGUGAGACGAACAUUAACCAGUCUCGCUAGAUAUCUUAUCAGGUGGAAAAAAUAUAAAAGUAUCUGGAAGGUUGAUAAGCAACCAAUCGCUGAUAAAUGGUUCUCUAAAGGUCCCUCAGUGGUAGAAUUUGACGACAAACUUCAGUACUAUUAUAAAACAAUAGAUGAAGUAGCAGCACUACCUACUGUUAAAGAACAAGAUUUUAUCAAACUCCACAUGGGUCCGUUAGCUACUGACGUCAAGAAACACGCUAAACAAUGGAUUGAUUGUUUGGGUAAUAUUUUACACACGUCUGCUAAAGAAUCACUGGAUCAACUCUGGAACAUGAUGGAUGACAAGUCUGAUGAUUUAGACCAAUCACCUGGUGUUUUAGAAGAUUUAAAAUCAGUCUUAUCCACGAUAUCAGAUAUUAAAACCAUGUCACUAGAGGUAGAAACUCAGAUGAGAGAUAUCCAGGAACGAUAUCGUACAUUAGCUAUGUAUAAUGUUGAGGUACCUGAAGCUGAACGAGAUCUCCAAGCCCGUCUGCCAGAAAUUUGGGCUGAUUUAGUUUUAAAAUCAAAGAAUGUCGACGCUAGUCUGAUAGUCGUGAAGAAAAAAUUCACAGAAAUUACACAAGAUGAAAUAAAAGAAUUCCGAAAGAAUUUAGAGAAAUUUGCGGAGACGUUUAAAAUUGAGGGUCCGGGAGCUGUUGGCAAUGACCUAGAUCUAGGUCUGGAGAAAAUGAAGAAAUUUAGACAGGAGGUGGCUCAGUAUGAAGGUCAACGUAAUGAACUAGCGAACGCUGAAAAACUAUUUGAUCUACCGAUCACUAUGUACCCUGAUUUAGUACAAGUUACUAAAGAUAUGAAAGGCUUGGAGAUGAUCUACGCCUUGUAUGAAGAACAGUUGGCAGCGAGAGAACAAUGGGCUGAAACCCUGUGGGCCAAUCUCAACGUCCAGAUUCUACAAGAUGGUAUUGAAGGUUUCCUGAAAACUCUACGAAAAUUUCCUAAAGAUGUUCGUAGUUUACCUGUAGCUAGAACUCUAGAAGAGAAGAUGAAAGAAUUCAGAGAUUCACUACCACUGUUUGUUGAUUUGAAACACGAAGCUCUGAGAGAACGUCAUUGGAAAGAUCUGAUGAGUAAAACUGGACAGAAGUUUGAUAUUAAUCCUGAGACUUUUACCCUUGCUAAUGUCUUUGCCAUGGAGUUGCAUCGAUUCCAAGAAACUAUUGGAGAAAUUGUUACCUGUGCCAGCAAAGAGAUGGGCAUUGAGAAGGGUGUACGAGAGGUAGAAGAGACUUGGAGUAAUAUGAAAUUUACUGUUCAGGCUUACAUGAAGGGUACGAGUAACCGUGGUUACAUACUGGGAGCAGUGGACGAUAUUCUACAAAUACUUGACGAUAGUGCCAUGAAUCUACAGAGCAUGUCGGCAUCACGAUUUGUGGGCCCGUUUUUAAAUUCUGUACAAAACUGGGAAAAGGGAUUGUCUCUGAUAUCUGAAGUAUUAGAUGUAUGGAUGGUGGUACAGAGAAAAUGGAUGUAUUUAGAAGGAAUAUUUAUUGGAGGUGAUAUUCGCUCUCAACUUCCAGAGGAGGCCAAAAAAUUCGACCAAAUUGAUAAAACAUUUAAAAAGAUUAUGAACGACACAUUUAAGGUUCCGACUAUCAAAACAGCUUGUCACGCUCAAAACAGACUUGCAGACUUACAGAAUCUUAGUUCCGGUCUAGAGAAAUGUCAGAAAUCUUUGAAUGAUUAUCUGGAUUCCAAACGUAACGCCUUCCCACGAUUCUUCUUCAUCUCAGACGAUGAGUUGCUAAGUAUUCUGGGUAGUAGUGAUCCUGAAUGUGUUCAAGAACAUAUGAUUAAGAUGUUUGACAAUAUCAGUUCUUUGAAAUUCCAAAAAGGAGCGAAUAAUGAAAUGGUGGUAACGGCCAUGGUGUCUGCUGAAGGUGAAAUGAUGGAUUAUCGUACGACUGUGUCAGCCGAGGGCCGUGUGGAAGACUGGAUGACCAGUGUUUUAGACGAAAUGAGAAGAAGUAAUCGUCUCAUUACCAAGGAGGCCAUCUUUACUUACUGUAACAACAUUAAGAGAGUUGAUUGGAUGAUGCAGUAUCAGGGAAUGGUUUGUUUAGCUGGUAAUCAAGUAUGGUGGACAUGGGAAGUAGAAGAUGUAUUUAGAAAAGUUAAAAAGGGAAAGAAGACAGCUCUGAAAGAUUACGCUAAACAACUUCAUGGUCAAAUUGAUGAUUUGGUAGUCAAGGUACGAUCUCCACUGACUAAGAAUGACAGAUUAAAGUUUAAUUCUGUGUUAAUUAUUGAUGUACAUGCUAGAGAUAUUAUAGAUGGUUUUGUUAGAGACAGUAUUAUGGAUGCGCGAGAGUUUGAGUGGGAGAGUCAGCUAAGAUUUUACUGGGAGAAAGAACCUGAUGAAUUAUUAAUACGACAGUGUACAGGAGAUUUUGGGUAUGGGUAUGAAUAUAUGGGUCUGAACGGUCGACUGGUUAUUACACCACUAACAGACAGAAUAUACCUUACACUUACUCAGGCAUUAUCAAUGAAUCUUGGAGGGGCACCUGCAGGUCCAGCUGGUACUGGUAAAACAGAAACAACUAAAGAUUUAGCUAAAGCUCUGGGUUUAUUGUGUGUUGUUACUAAUUGUGGAGAGGGCAUGGAUUUUAAGGCUGUAGGAAAGAUAUUUUCUGGUCUAUGUCAGUGUGGUGCGUGGGGUUGUUUUGAUGAGUUUAAUCGUAUUGAUGUCUCAGUAUUAUCUGUCAUCUCAACUCAACUUAAAACUAUACAGAAUGGUUUACUACUUAAACUCAAACGCUUUCACUUUGAAGGUCAAGAAAUCAACCUGGAUUCCCGAGUUGGUAUAUUUAUCACCAUGAACCCUGGAUACGCUGGUCGUACAGAAUUACCCGAAUCAGUGAAAGCCCUAUUCCGUCCUGUGGUAGUCAUAGUUCCUGAUCUACAACAGAUCUGUGAAAUUAUGUUGUUUUCUGAAGGUUUCUUACUGGCUAAGGUAUUAGCAAAGAAAAUGACAGUAUUAUAUAAACUAGCUAAAGAACAGUUAUCUAAACAAUAUCAUUAUGAUUUCGGUUUACGAGCAUUGAAAUCUGUAUUGGUCAUGGCUGGAGAGUUAAAGAGAGGUUCCCCAGAUCUUUCAGAGGAUGUGGUACUGAUGAGAGCUUUACGAGAUAUGAACUUACCUAAAUUUGUGUUUGAAGACGUUCCGUUAUUCUUGGGUCUGAUUGGAGAUUUGUUCCCCGGACUAGACUGUCCACGUGUUCGUUAUCCUAACUUCAACGAUGCAGUGGAGGCCGUGAUUCAAGAAAAUAAUUACAUUGAACUACCUCAACAGGUAAGGGACUUUAGUUUGAUUGGUUUUCGUGUUGAUAAAGUAGUACAGAUGUAUGAAACUAUGUUAACACGUCAUACUACUAUGAUAGUUGGUCCCACUGGUGGUGGUAAAUCAGUUGUUAUAAAUACACUCUCACAGGCUCAAUCUCGAUUAGGAAUCCAAACCAAGUUGUUCACCAUCAAUCCUAAAGAUCGUAGUGUAAUUGAACUCUAUGGUAUCUUAGAUCCAGCCACUCGAGAUUGGACGGACGGAUUGCUCUCAAAUAUUUUCCGUGAAAUCAACAAACCCACAGAUAAAAAUGAGAAGAAAUAUAUCGUAUUUGACGGAGAUGUUGAUGCAUUAUGGGUAGAAAAUAUGAAUUCUGUCAUGGAUGAUAAUCGUUUGAUGACGCUCGCUAACGGUGAACGUAUUCGACUACAGAAACAUUGUGCCUUACUUUUUGAGGUAUAUGAUCUACAAUAUGCAUCACCAGCUACGAUUUCACGCUGCGGUAUGGUUUACGUCGACCCUAAAAAUCUGGGCUACAAGCCAUACUGGGAUAAAUGGGUGAAUGUUCGUAACUGUGGUAAAUCUGAGAAAGAUGAUCUGAACCGUCUUUAUGAGAAAUACGUACCCAAUCUGAUUGAUAUGGUAGUAGAGGGAGUGGUCGAAGGACGGCAACAAGAGAAGAUCAAGACUAUCGUACCACUGACUAAUCUUAAUAUGGUAACUCAACUAAGUAUGAUGCUAAACGCCCUGCUGACUAAAGAAAUCCCAGAAUUUGAAGAGCUAGAAGCCUUGUUUCUCCAGGCUCUUUAUUGGUCUAUUGGUGCUGGUCUACUAGAGGCUGGACGUACCAAGUUUGAUGCUUACGUGAAAUACCUGGCUUCGUUAACAAUGAUUACUGAUGAUGACCAACAGGCUGGACCAGGAGAACUACCUCAAUCUUCAUUACUGUAUGAAUACUACUGGGAUGGUGAACAGAAGAAAUGGAUUCCGUGGGCUAAACUUGUCCCCAAAUACAUCCAUAAUCCAGAAGUGAAAUUUAACGAAAUCUUGGUACCUACUAUUGAUACAGUUCGUACAACAUGGCUGAUUAAAUUAAUGGUGGAGAUCAAACGUCCAGUGGUAUUAAUUGGUGAGACUGGUACAUCCAAGUCUGCUACCACGGCUAACUUCCUUCGUGGUAUGGACCAAGAUGCUCAUUUGUUAUUGAAUAUGAAUUUCUCAAGUCGUACUACCUCACUAGAUGUUCAACGUAAUUUAGAAGCUAACGUUGAGAAACGAACUAAGGAUACAUACGGACCUCCAAUGGGAAAGAGAUUGAUUAUAUUUGUUGAUGAUAUGAACAUGCCACAGGUUGAUACGUACGGAACCCAGCAACCUAUAGCUCUAUUAAAACUCCUGUUGGAACGUGGAGGUAUUUAUGAUAGAGGUAAAGAUUUGAACUGGAAGAAUUUGAAAGAUAUUGGAUACAUCGCUGCUAUGGGUAAAGCUGGUGGAGGUCGAAAUGAAACGGAUCCUCGAUUCGUGUCGUUAUUCAGUGUAUUCAACAUGACGUUCCCGAGUGAAGAAUCCCUGUAUAGUAUCUACUAUUCUAUAUUAAAGGGCCACACCCAGGCCUUCCCUCAAGAAAUACAAGAUAUAGUUUCAUCCAUUACUAAAAUGACUAUGACUUUAUAUGGAAUGAUCGUUAAAGAGUUACCUCCCACCCCGUCUAAAUUUCACUACAUCUUCAACCUUCGUGACUUGUCCCGAAUUUACAACGGAUUGUGUCUUACCACUCCUGAUAGGUUCCAGAAACCAGAGCAGUUCCUGCGAGUAUGGCGUAAUGAGUGUCUCCGUGUCAUCGGUGAUCGUCUGAUCAACGAACAAGACAAGGAAAUAGUCAAUGUGACUAUGAAGGGCCUCUUAGAAGAAAAUUUCAACUCGAGUACAGAGUUUGUGUUACGUGAUCCGUGUCUGUUUGGUGAUUAUCGUACAGCCUUAGAGGAAAGUGAACCACGGUUAUAUGAAGAUGUGCAAGAUUAUGAUGCUAGUAAAGCAUUGUUUCAAGAGAUUCUAGAAGAAUAUAAUGAAAGUCAUACACCAAUGAAUCUAGUUUUGUUUGACGAUGCCCUGGAACAUUUAACUCGAAUCCAUCGUGUUUUACGUAUGGAUCGUGGCCACUCUCUAUUGGUUGGUGUAGGAGGAAGUGGUAAACAAUCUCUAUGUCGAUUGGCUAGUUUUACUGCUGGAUGUGAAGUGUUUGAGAUCACGUUAAGUCGAGGUUACAGCGAGUCGUCGUUCAGAGAUGAUCUCAAAGUUUUAUACAACAUGCUGGGAACAGAAAAUAAAAAAGUUUCAUUUUUAUUCACGGAUCAGCAUGUUGUUGAAGAAGGAUUCCUGGAAUUGAUUAACAACAUGUUAACAUCUGGAAUGGUACCAGCUUUGUAUGCUGAUGAUGAAAAAGAGGGAAUUAUUAGUGGAAUACGAGAUGAAGCUAUCAAGAAUGGAGCCGCCCACGCUAGAGAAAGUAUCUGGCAAUAUUUCGUUAAUAAAUGUGCCAAUAACCUACAUGUUGUCAUGGCGAUGUCACCUGUAGGCGAUACACUACGAACUAGAUGUCGUAACUUUCCUGGUAUGGUGAACAAUGCUAGUAUUGACUGGUUUUUCCCGUGGCCAGAACAGGCUCUGUAUGCUGUAGCUAGUGUCUUUAUAUCACCUGAGAAUAAUCUGAUACCUGACGAACAUCGUGAAAAUCUGGUCACUCAUAUCGUCCUGGUUCAUACCAGCGUCGGCCAUUACAGUAAAAUGUUUCUGCAGCGAUUGAGACGUAACAACUACGUCACACCCAAAAACUACUUGGAUUUCAUUAAUACUUAUCUCAAAUUACUGGAAGAGAAAGAUCAAUAUAUUCUUUCACAGUGUGAACGUUUAGCAGGUGGUUUAUCAAAGAUUGCAGAUGCCUCCGACAUGUUGGCGGUUCUCAGUGAUAAACUUGCUGUCCAGGAGGUAGCGGUACGGGAGAAAACAGCAGCCUGUCAGGAACUCUUGGAAGAAAUUGCUAUCGGUACCAAACAAGCCACGGAGAAGAAAGAAAUGGCCCAGAAAAAAGGGAAAGAAAUUGAGGAACAGAAUAAGAUUAUUGUUGUAGAAAAGAAAGAGGCAGAAGAUGCUCUAGCUGAGGCAUUGCCAGCUUUAGAAAUGGCCAGAAUAGCUCUAGAAGAUUUAGAGAAAUCAGACGUCACUGAAAUCAGGUCGUUUGCGAAGCCGCCUAAAGCGGUACAGACAGUCUGUGAGUGUAUCGUUGUUAUGAGAGGUAUUCGAGAAGUCUCGUGGAAAUCAGCCAAGGGUAUGAUGUCGGAGGCGAACUUUUUAAAAUCGCUGACUGAAAUGGACGUAGAUGGAAUUACACCUAAACAAACUGCUGCUGUUAAAGGUUUAUUAAAAGAAAUGGACACUACCCCAGCUGAUAUGAAGGCUGUCAGUCGAGCUGGUGCAGGUCUGUUGAAGUUUGUGGAGGCUGUUAUGGGAUACUGUUCAGUGGCCAGAGAAAUCAAGCCUAAGAGAGAAAAGGUGGCUAAACUAGAAAGAUCCUACCAUCAAGCUAAACGAGACUUGGAUAAAAUCACCAAAGAAAUCAGUGCCCUGGAAUCAGAGCUGUCCAAACUGAACCAGAAAUACGAGGAGGCCAUGUCUGAGAAGAAAGCUCUACAAGAAGAGGCGGAGAUUAUGGAACGUCGAUUACGAGCUGCCGAUAAACUCAUUUCUGGUCUGGGGUCUGAAAAUGUCAGGUGGGUUAAAAAUUUAGAGGAAUUGAAAAAUAAACGAGUGCGUCUGUUGGGAGAUUGUCUGUUAAAUUCUGCUUUCCUUAGUUACGUGGGUGCAUUCAGUUGGGAAUUCCGUAACGACCUAGUUUAUCAAGAAUGGAAGAAUGAUUUAAAAGAGCGGGAAAUUCCACUCAGCGAUCCGUUUAAGUUGGAAGAUUUGUUGACCAAUGAUGUAGAGAUCAGUAAAUGGACGUCUGAAGGUUUGCCACCAGAUGAUUUGUCCAUCCAGAACGGUAUUUUAACAACUCGUGCCAGUCGCUUCCCAAUGUGUAUCGACCCCCAGCAACAGGCUUUAAAAUGGAUUAAAAAGAAAGAAGAAGCUAAUAAUUUGAAAGUGUGUACAUUUAAUGAUCCUGAUUUCCUAAAACAACUAGAAUUGGCUAUAAAAUAUGGAUUUCCCUUCCUAUUUCAAGAUGUAGAUGAAUAUAUAGACCCUGUUAUUGAUAACGUACUGGAGAGAAAUAUUAAAGGAGGUCAAGGUCGUGAGUUUGUUAUGUUAGGUGAUAAAGAAGUAGAUUAUGAUCCUAAUUUCCGUCUGUAUCUCAACACCAAACUAGCCAACCCUAAAUACGGUCCGAACGUCUUCGGUAAAUCUAUGGUCAUCAACUAUACUGUUACACUUAAGGGUCUAGAAGAUCAGUUAUUGAGUGUGAUUGUUAAAUAUGAACGUAAAGAGUUAGAGGAACAGAGAGAAAGAUUAAUCCAAGAAACAAGCGUUAAUAAACGAUUGUUGAAAGAUCUAGAAGAUUCAUUGUUACGAGAAUUGGCCACGUCUCAGGGAAAUAUGUUAGAUAAUGUAGAGUUGGUGGAAACUUUAGAAGAAACUAAAACUAAGGCUUCAGAGGUGUCAAUUAAAUUGAAACAAGGAGCCGAAACGGCCAUCGAUAUCGAGAAACUUCGUGAUGGAUAUCGACCUGCAGCUAAGCGUGGAGCCAUCUUGUUUUUCGUCUUGGCGGAAAUGUCGCUUGUCAACACAAUGUACCAGUAUUCCUUGGCAUCGUAUCUCGAUGUUUUUGAGUUUUCAUUAAAGAAGAGUUUACCGGACUCAAUUCUCCACAAACGUCUACGUAACAUCAUGGAGACAUUAACUCAUAAUGUUUAUAAUUACGGUUGUACUGGUAUAUUUGAGAAACAUAAAUUACUUUUCUCACUGCAAAUUACCAUCAAACUAGAACAAGAUCAGAGCCAUCUUGGUCAGGAGGAGUUAGAUUUCUUUAUCAAGGGUAAUAUUGCACUAGAAAAAAGCAAGCGUAAGAAACCGUUUGGUUGGCUGCCGGAUGAGGGGUGGGAGGACUGCACUCGCUUGGCCACAGAAUUCUCAGAUAAAUUUGGAACAUUACUUGACGACAUUGAGAAGAAUGAAAACGCCUGGAAAGAGUGGUACGAUCAUGAUACACCAGAAUCUCAACCGUUUCCGGGUAGAUAUGAACAAUCUCUAGCAGCGUUUCAACGAUUAAUGUUGUUACGAUGUUUCCGUGUUGAUCGUAUUUACCGAGCGGUUACCGAGUAUAUCACCAGCGUGAUGGGAGAGAAGUAUGUAACGCCACCUAUUAUUAGUUUUGAGGCGAUAUUUGAACAGAGUACACCGAUGUCUCCGAUAGUGUUUAUUUUGAGUCCUGGGUCGGAUCCUGCUAGUGAUCUGAUGAAACUGGCAGAAAGACUGGAGUUCGGAACCAAUAAGUUGAAAUAUUUAUCCAUGGGGCAAGGACAAGAGCAGGUUGCCCUUCAACUUUUAGAAACAGCCAUAGCUAGAGGACAGUGGUUGAUGUUACAAAACUGUCAUUUAUUAGUCAACUGGUUGCUAGAGUUAGAAAAACAUCUUGAAAAACUCAACAAACCACAUCCUGACUUCCGACUGUGGUUGACGACAGAUCCCACACCAAGAUUCCCUAUCGGUAUACUUCAGCGUUCUCUAAAAGUCGUUACUGAACCUCCCAACGGCUUGAAACUCAAUCUACGAAGCACGUAUCACAAGAUUCCCGCAACAGCGCUAUCAGAAUGUCCACAUCCAGCCUUCAGCUCAUUAAUAUUCGUACUAGCGUUCUUCCACGCUGUGGUACAGGAACGAAGAAAGUAUGGUAAAAUAGGCUGGAAUGUAUCGUAUGAUUUUAACGAGUCUGAUUUCCGUGUGUGUAUGCAGAUAUUAAAUACCUACCUGACCAAGUCUACUGAUCAGGGUGAUAGUAAAAUACCCUGGGCCAGUUUAAAAUAUCUAAUUGGAGAGGUCAUGUAUGGUGGACGAGCUAUUGAUGAUUUUGACAGACGUGUUUUAAGGACGUACAUGGAUGAGUAUAUGGGAGAUUUUAUAUUUGAUACGUUUCAACCUUUCCAUUUCUACCAUAAUGAAGAGGUUGAUUAUAAAAUACCAGAGCCUGGACCUCGUGAUAAUUAUAUUGAUUUCCUGGAAUCGCUGCCUCUAUCUAACACACCGGAAGUAUUUGGUUUACAUCCUAAUGCCGAGAUAGGGUACUAUACACAGGCUGCUAGAGAUAUGUGGUCUCAUUUAGUCGAACUACAACCUCAAACUGGUGAAAGUGGAGGUGGAAUAAGUCGUGAAGAGUUCAUCGAUAAAAUCGCAACAGACGUGCUCAACAAACUACCCGAGGAAUUUGACCUAGAUAAAAUACGUAAAAAGUUUGGUAUCGAUAUUUCUCCCACAACGGUUGUGUUGUUACAAGAAUUAGAGCGAUUCGAUAAACUUAUUAUCAGAAUGAGAAGAUCGUUAACUACGUUGCAACGAGCAUUGGCUGGAGAAGUAGGUAUGAGUAGUGAACUUGAUGAAGUUGCCAGAGCGUUAUUUAAUGGCCAGAUUCCAUCAAUCUGGCGACGCCUUGCUCCAGAUACCCUCAAAUCUCUGGGUAACUGGAUGAUUCAUUUUGAACGAAGAUUUAAACAAUACAACUUCUGGGUAAAUGAAAGUGAACCACCAGUUAUGUGGUUAUCAGGGUUACACAUCCCAGAAUCCUAUUUAACAGCUCUAGUACAAGCAACGUGUCGUAAGAAUGGCUGGCCGCUAGAUAAAUCAACUCUUUACACAUCUGUUACGCAGUAUCAGACGGCUGAUGAUGUCACAGAACGUGCUCAUUCAGGCUGUUUUGUGACUGGUCUGUAUUUAGAGGGUGCUGCUUGGGACAGGAAAGAAAUGUGUCUGAUUCGACAGAAACCAAAACAACUUAUACAAGAGUUACCUGUCCUGAAAAUUAUACCUAUAGAAUCACACAGGUUGAAAUUACAGAAUACAUUACGAACACCAGUGUAUGUGACCUCACAGAGAAGAAAUGCCAUGGGGGUGGGGCUGGUGUUUGAAGCUGAUCUAGCCACCACUGAACAUAUCAGUCACUGGGUACUACAGGGGGCUUGUCUUAUUCUCAACACAGAUUAG